Molecule: messenger RNA, 3585 nt
Organism: Symbiodinium sp. CCMP2592
Lineage: Eukaryota; Dinophyceae; Suessiales; Symbiodiniaceae
Source: the annotation of a GenBank genome assembly
AUGCAACUUAGACCGUCUGGGCCUUUGGGCAAGCAGCUCCUGCGGCCCAGCCUUGUCAAGCCGCACUUGCGUUGGACCAGAAUCCGCGCAGUUGCCCACAAAGGCCACCUACUGCCAAACCUUGAGCCAAGACUGGUGGCAUUUUCCGGUGACACGCUGCAGAGCUUGCAGCGGGAAAACUUGAAACUCAGGGUGGUGUUGCAGACGUUGCAUUGGCCGAGGCUGCUUCGCUUCCAUGCAGGCGGUGAAACUCACGAGCUGCCAUGUCGGUCGGUCAGGAGCACACGUGCAUCCCUGCCAGCUGCUGCAGAGGAAACUUUACAUUAUCUGGCUGGCUUUUUCGAUGGAGACGGGUGUGUGGAAGGUCACCUUGAGGGAUGUCAAUUAGUUGUGGGCCAGUCUUUCGACAAGGCCGAAGUCUUGAUGCUCUUCCAAGCUGUAUUCGGUGGCAGCAUAUUCAAGCAGUCCGACGGCAGAGGACUGUGGAAGCCCAUGUUGAAGUGGAGUUUGUGGGGCCCGGAUGUUUGUCGUGCCGCCCGCCUUCUUGGUCCAUACAGCAUAACAAAGCACAGGCAGCUUGUGUUGGCGGCAGACUGGCCCAAAAGUACGUCCAGCAGGCAAAAGUGCUUGGUCGAGCUGCGUCGGCUGAAGCGCUGCGACUCUGCUGUCGUCACCACAUGCUCGACUGAGUACUUUGCCGGUUUUUUCGAUGCAGACGGGUACAUUCGGAUCACUGGCAGGGCCGGGCUGGUCCUUCGAAUAGGCCAGAAAUUCGAAACUGUUCUGAGCUGCUUGAAACAGGCUGCUGCCCGCAACUUCGGAGUUGAGGCCAAGCUGUACCGAGUGCAUUCUUCAUCGACUUUGUAUAUCUUCGGCAUAUCCGUCUGCAAAGAUGUGUUGCGUGCACUGGUGGAAGCCGGGCUACUUUGCAAAAGGGAGCAGGCUAAGCUGGCCAUAAGCUUGACCGCACGAAAUGCAGCACAAGUUUGCAGUGAUAUGGUGGAUCGUCUUGGCAAUCAGCAAUGUGGCAAAAGGCAAGACCUGGCCGGCCGUAUGAGGGCCCAGAAACUAUCAAACUUGCAAACAAGAGCCAAAGCUGGACGCUUACCAAACUCGCAGCUGCGCGAACUUGAAAGGCUCAGGAAGAAGCUGAAGCAGCACGAGUUCAUCAGCCAGGUGAAGAACCACGGCUUCCAGCAUCCUGCCAAGCUCCUGUUCCAUGGCCUGGACCACAAGGAGAUGAAGGCAGUGAUGCUGGAAGACCUCCUUUUCUUGGAUCGAUGGAAACCACCGGCAUUCCUGACACGCACUGCCAACCCGCAGGCCAUGGAGGAGUUCAAAGCGCUGUUGGUCCGGAACUACAAGAACUUCCUCAAGGCUUGGCGGCACUGCCUCGACCAGGGCUGCUGGCCAGUCGUCACGAACUGGAUUGUUCAGAGGUUCAACCGAGUCCCUUGGACGAGGCUAUGGCUGCCUCUGGGCAGGGAGCCUCUGCAGCCAUGUUGCCGCCUCCUCCGGCCAACAUGUCGCACGAUUGCCUGUGCCCACUCCCUGCGAACGCCGCAGCCCAGCCCGACAGCAGUGUCCGAGGAGGCACUCGGAAUCUUGCGGCAGGAAAACUUGAAGCUGAGAGCGACGCUGAAGACAAUGGCAUGGCCACGGCUGAUUCGUUUCCAGGGCUGUGGCGAAGUUCACGGUCUACCCUUUCGAUCGGAGGAUUGGGUCCCUCCACCGGCUCCUGCAGAAGGAGUUUUAAGAUACUUAGCAGGCUUUUUUGAUGGCGACGGGUGCGUGGAAGGUCACGUUUCUGGAUGUAGGCUGAGCGUGGGCCAGUCUUUUGACAAGGCCGAUGUUUUGAUGCUUUUCCAAGAGGUAUUCGGUGGCACUAUUGCCAAGCUUUGUGAUGGCACAGGGCUACGCAGGCCGGCACUACAAUGGAGGAUCUAUGGGCUAGCUGUCCACCGUGCGACUCGGGUUCUGGCCCAAUACAGCAUAACAAAGCAAAGGCAGCUUGUGUUGGCGGCAGAUUGGCCUCAAGAGGCAUCCAGAAGACAAGAGAGCAUUGCCGAGCUCUGUCGAUUGAAACGCUGCGACUCUGCUGUGGUCGCCGCAUGCUCGACGGAGUACUUCACAGGCUUCUUUGAUGCAGAAGGCCAUAUAUGUGCGGUCGGCCGAACCGCGCUACAACUUCAAAUCGCCCAAAAAUUCGAGACUGUGCUGCACUGUUUGCAGGAGUUUUUGGCCCGGGAUCUGGGGAUUCGCACCACUGUUGCCGGACAUGACUCGUUCCGCCUGAACAUAUACAACACAUCCGAAACCAAGAAAGUCCUUCGCACCAUGCUGAAGGCGGGAAUGCUUUGCAAAGCAGAUCAGGCAGCGCUGGCCAUGGCUCUGACCAAGGAGACUUCUGUGGAUGUCCGUGCGCGCUUGGCUGAAUUGGUCGGCAAUCAGGGCUAUGCGAGAAAGUAUGACGAAGCCGGUCGGGCGAGAGCACGCCAGAUCGCGAACAUGACGAGGAACAGCGGAAAGCUGGACACAGAGCAGCUGCGACAAUUGGAGAGACGAAACAUGGAGCACCAGAUCAUGAAAGCACAGCAUGCGAACCAGCAGCUACGCAAGUAUAUUGAUAAGAUCCAAGGUUUGAGUGGGGAGCUGUGGGCAGACUCCAGCAACCGCUGCAACUACGACGAGUUCGACGCGGCAUGCCAAAAGCUGAAGUUCAAAGGCGACGUCGCUGGCGCUUGGAGGGCUUUGGAUGAAGACCUGUCCGGGUACAUUACGCUGCAGGAGAUCGAUCCAGCUUCCUCCAGUGCCUUAGCCAACUUCCGCAGGUGGUGUGACGAGGAGUUUGGCAGCGUCCGGUCUGCCUUCAGCGUCUUUGACAACAGCGGCGACAACGAGGUAAACUAUCGCGAGUGGCGACGUUCGCUGCGCUUCUAUGGCUUUGAAGGCGAUGCCAGCACUUUGUUCUACGCCCUGGAUGUUGAGAGGAGCGGCACCCUCGCGCUGCAGGAGGUGGAAUUCCUCGAUGAGUGGAUCUUCCCCGGUGCAAGCACGACACAGGAGGCCAGCUCCUCGACGUUCUCUUCCCAGGUGCUCGGCGAGCCGCCUGUUCCGCAGCAUGUGACCACGCAGUACGUCACAGAAGGCCCGGGCCCUGCGGCCUACGCUGCAGGGCAUGGCGUUGGCAGCGGUCCGCCUGCGCCAAUGCGGCCCUUCCCGGGAGCUUUCUCUUUCCGGAAGCGCACUGGGGGCACCAUGCUCCUGCCGCCGACGCCGCGAGAUGCUGGGGAGGAGCCUUCUCCUUUGGACUACGACUCCCGGCCUGGGUGGUCUUCCAUGGCCCCGAGCAAGCCCUCUUGGCCUUUCAGCAAGGAGGCUCGAAAGUCCAACGAGCCCGUUGACAACGAGGAGGAGGAGCAGUCCCCGGGUCCUGGGGCGUACACUCCUCUGAUGGCCCCGGCCGUAGCCGUCGCUUGCACCCCUCGGCGCGCGCUGAAGGUGCAUCCGUUCUUCAGAGAGGGCCUGGGUAAGCGGACGCAUUUCACGCCGCGGCAGGACAUCCUCGCACUUCCAAGAGUCUGA